GCAAAAAGAAGCCCCAAUGCAUUUGAUAAAGGCCGCUUUCUUUCUGAGCUUUUUGGCUACGUGCCAAUGGGGCCAGGUUCAGGCCGUAAUAAGUUCGGAGCUGAAUCACUAUUUGCGGUGUCUGGAGGUGGUCACAGAUGCUGGUGCCCUGCUAAUCGAGAACUCCAUAACCGCGAUACGUCUUCUAUCCGACUGCGUCGACUUCCAACCCAAAAUAAAACCCAACGGCAGCAUCGUCAGGUUUAUUAGGCUGGCUCAUCAGUUCGCCAAGAAGGCGAUUUACGAUAAACCGGAAUGCCUUGUGCAGAUGUUCACCAAUACAGUCGCGCUGAUCAGACCGAUUAUAGCCAAGUUUGACAGCUUGAUGUGCUUUGAUGAGUAGGAUAAACCAAUAAAAAUUCAGAGCCUAUCGAAAGUUUGCCAGGCUCAGCAAACGAAAAAUCCCA
Drosophila rhopaloa is the source of this 446-nucleotide messenger RNA. It is a transcript of the gene Acp53C14a, whose product is annotated as accessory gland protein Acp53Ea. The coding region runs from base 17 to 382 and encodes 121 amino acids. NCBI's taxonomy places the organism in Eukaryota, Metazoa, Arthropoda, Insecta, Diptera, Drosophilidae. The record is from RefSeq and is a predicted model, not a curated record. The transcript has 2 exons.